UUCGCAGACAGGCGGGCGACCAAGAAGGGAGGCAUGGACAGCUUUCUCGGGUGGCCGCUGGGCGUGCUGCUGAGUGCGAUCGCGUCGAUCAUCGGCGUCCUCGGCAAGAUCCUCCUCAAGCUCUCGUUCCAGCGCCAUAGCCGCGCCAUGUGGGCGAUGGGCAUGGCCUGCAUCGUGCUGCUCAACCCGCUCUUCUGCAUCUCCGCCUUCAACUUUGCGCCGCAGUCGCUGCUCGCGCCCAUGGGUGGCCUCUGUAUCGUAUGGAACACGAUCUUUUCGCCUUGGAUCCUUGACGAGCCGCUCUGGGGACGGGACAUUGUCGGCGCGGCCGUCGUCUUUGCCAGCUGCAUCCUCGUGUCCAUCACGGGCAGCCACAAGACGCACAAGAUUCCAGUCGACGAGCUCGCAUCGCAUUUCACAAGCCUUGCGUUUGAAGUGUAUUUUACCGUAUUUCUCGUCUCGAGUCUCGUUUUGCGGUAUUUUGCCCGCGCCGCCUUGACCGCCUCGACAGGCUCGACAAGCCACAAGACUGUGUCGUGCCGCGUCUCUCUCGCGAUCCUCGCGGGCAGUCUCUCGGGCCAGCUCUACUGCAUGACCGCACUCCUCCGCCUCCUUCAAAACGGCGUCAAGGUGCUCUUUACCACGCCGCUCGCCUAUCUCGUGGGCGCCGGUGCCAUCUCCUUUGCUCUCAUGGGCUUGCGCCUCCUCAAUUUGGCGCUGCGCCUGUAUGACGCGCUCUUCGUCAUCUACCUCUACGAGUCGACGCUCCUCGCGGCCGGUGCGAUCUCGGGCAUUUGCUUCUUCAGCGACAUGAACGACGAGUCGCUCGUCAACUGGGUGCUCUACAGCCUCGGCGUCGGCGGCAUCUUUCUUGGCAUUGGCAUCAUCUCGCAUUCCGAGUCGAUCAAGCUCCGCGCAAAGUCGUGUCCGAGUACAAAGAAAGAAGGCGAAGCGUCCCAAACAUUGCUUGCGUAAUCUGAUUGUUGUCAUAAAUCGUUAGACGACUUGAGAAAGUGACUUCCAAUUAAACAUGAAAAAUAUGUCGACACGUUAUGAGCG
Saprolegnia diclina VS20 is the source of this 1059-nucleotide messenger RNA. RefSeq lists its product as hypothetical. Gene Ontology annotation, molecular function: magnesium ion transmembrane transporter activity. Gene Ontology annotation, biological process: magnesium ion transport. Lineage: Eukaryota; Oomycota; Saprolegniomycetes; Saprolegniales; Saprolegniaceae. The record is from RefSeq and is a predicted model, not a curated record. The coding region runs from base 34 to 975 and encodes 313 amino acids. Gene Ontology annotation, cellular component: membrane. The transcript has 3 exons.